This is a messenger RNA of Dryobates pubescens (Downy woodpecker), 1161 nucleotides long. RefSeq names its product skin secretory protein xP2-like. The transcript is spliced from 5 exons. Lineage: Eukaryota; Metazoa; Chordata; Aves; Piciformes; Picidae. The record is from RefSeq and is a predicted model, not a curated record. The annotation marks the transcript as partial.
AUGGCUCCAGGAGAGGCAUUAGCCGCGGGGCUGAGCGCCCGGGAGCGGCCCCUGCUCGGCUUCCCGCGGAGCCGCCCGGCGGGGGAUGCUCAGCACGCCCCCAGCCCUGCGAGCGCGGAGCGGAGCCCCCAGCCCUGCGAGCGCGGAGCGGAGCCCCCAGCCCUGCGAGCGCGGAGCGGAGCCCCCAGCCCCGCGAGCGCGGAGCGGAGCCCCCAGCCCCGCGAGCGCGGAGCGGAGCCCCCAGCCCCGCGAGCGCGGAGCGGAGCCCCCAGCGCUGCGAGCGCGGAGCGGAGCCCCCAGCCCUGCGAGCGCGGAGCGGAGCCCCCAGCGCUGCGAGCGCGGAGCGGAGCCCCCAGCCCCGCGAGCGCGGAGCGGAGCCCCCAGCCCUGCGAGCGCGGAGCGGAGCCCCCAGCCCUGCGAGCGCGGAGCGGAGCCCCCAGCCCCGCGAGCGCGGAGCGGAGCCCCCAGCCCCGCGAGCGCGGAGCGGAGCCCCCAGCCCCGCGAGCGCGGAGCGGAGCCCCCAGCCCCGCGAGCGCGGAGCGGAGCCCCCAGCCCCGCGAGCGCGGAGCGGAGCCCCCAGCCCCGCGAGCGCGGAGCGGAGCCCCCAGCCCCGCGAGCGCGGAGCGGAGCCCCCAGCCCUGCGAGGGCGGAGCGGAGCCCCCAGCCCUGCGAGCGCGGAGCGGAGCCCCCAGCCCUGCGAGCGCGGAGCGGAGCCCCCAGCCCCGCGAGGGCGGAGCGGAGCCCCCAGCCCCGCGAGCGCGGAGCGGAGCCCCCAGCCCCGCGAGGGCGGAGCGGAGCCCCCAGCCCCGCGAGCGCGGAGCGGAGCCCCCAGCCCUGCGAGCGCGGAGCGGAGCCCCCAGCCCUGCGAGCGCGGAGCGGAGCCCCCAGCGCCACGGCGGCCGGCGGCAAGCAGCGAUCAGCGCUCCCGGCCGGGGCUGGCUCCCUCUCCCUCUCCCUCUCCCUCUCCCUCUCCCUCUCCCUCUCCCUCUCCCCUGGGUCCCGCUCGGGCCCCGCAGCAUCCUCGGGGACGUUUCGCCGCCGCCGUCGCGCCGCGGAGGCCGGAGGGGGCCUGGCGCCCUCUGGUGGCGCAUGGCAGCGCUGCAGCCGCCCAGCGGCCGUGCGGGGGUGAUCCUCUCCCCUGGGAGGUUGAGGUCUCCUGGG